Phodopus roborovskii (desert hamster) is the source of this 1721-nucleotide messenger RNA. RefSeq names its product chromosome unknown C8orf82 homolog (gene CUNH8orf82). The record is from RefSeq and is a predicted model, not a curated record. The coding region runs from base 20 to 676 and encodes 218 amino acids. The transcript has 3 exons. Lineage: Eukaryota; Metazoa; Chordata; Mammalia; Rodentia; Cricetidae.
CUGUUUCCGGGAAGGAAGGAUGUGGCCGCCGUGCAGGUCACUGCGUACCUUGGCUCUGGUUCUGGCAAGGUCGCAGCGAGCUCGGUCCUGCAGUGGGGAUGAAUGUGUCUCCUACACACAGGGCCAAAGCCCGGAGCCCAGAACCCGCGAGUAUUUCUACUACGUAGAUCACCAGGGCCAGCUUUUCCUGGAUGACUCCAAAAUGAAGAACUUUAUCACCUGCUUCAAAGACCUGCAGUUCCUGGUCACUUUCUUCUCCCGUCUGAGACCUAACCACAGCGGACGCUAUGAGGCUUCCUUCCCCUUCCUCUCUCUUUGUGGCAGAGAGCGUAACUUCCUGCGCUGUGAAGACCGGCCAGUGGUCUUCACUCACCUGCUGGCCACCGACAGCGAGUAUCCUCUCCUCUCCUACUGCGGAGGCGGCGAGGCACUGGCCAUACCCUUUGAGCCGGCUCGCUUGCUACCCCUGGCGGCCAACGGGCGCCUGUACCACCCGGCACCGGCAAGCACAGGCGGCGUGGGCCUAGUUCGCUCGGCCCUGGCCUUCGAGCUCAGCACCUGCUUCGAGUAUGGGCCUGGCUCACCCAUGGUCCCCUCUCAUGUGCACUGGCAAGGUCACCGCAUUGCCCUAACUAUGGAUCUGGCCCCACUGCUGCCCGCUGCCCCGCUACCCUGAGCUUCCGGCUGGGGCUGGGUGGGGAGGGUUAGGACAAACACUGAGCUUUGUAGUACUCGCAGGUUACCCCUCGGUCCCAGCACUGCAUGCAGCUCAACACGUCCCGUCCCGUCACCUGCACUCUGGAGCCUGAGUGCGCGUGCGCGCAGAGGUGCGCUUUGGUCCUCGUUAGGUUGGCGCUGUCCAAGGUUCUGGUGAGGUCCUGCUUAUCCUCGGUCCCUACAUAAGUCCUCUUCGCCGCCUCUAACCCUUACACCGGCCUUGCAUCCCACGGAUUGGCCUAUGCUGGUAACGUCAGACUGAGUGGCAGGCACAAGGCGCGUGCGCGACCACCCCCACUCCCCCCCCCACCCUCGGCCGAUUCUCCAGUCUUACAGCUGCAAGCACCGCGGGGAGUCGCUCACCGCUGGAGCAGGUGAGGGGGAUCCUGGCCCAAGGUCACCAGGCUUGGGGGAGGUAUGGGACCCUUUAGGUUCCAACUUUAUUACCACGGAAAGGUCAAAAGACCUGGUAGCGGGGAGAGGGGAUGGAAACCACGCCCUCUAUGAGCAGGCCGGGACCCACUGGAGUGUGAGGGGGAGGUUAGGGGAGGCAGUGCUUGUUUAAAAGAGCCUGGGCGUAAGGACUGUCAGAGACCAGCUAAGGCUUCGUCCUGCGCCAGAGCGAGGACACAGGGCUCCUCUGCACCCAUGAGCCCCAGGAGACUACUCCUGCCUAGGAUUAGGGGUUCGUGUCCUGAUAAAAGGAUUUCUGGGCUCAUCUAAUAAGGGGCCCCCAUUCCUGUCAUGGCUGUCUUGCAUUGAUGCACAUCUGGGCAACUGUAUGAGCAGCAGCUCUGAUCCCCUAAUGCACAGAUCAAGGCUUUGCUACUGAAGGCUGGACAGAUGCACAAGGCCUGGAGCCAGGAACCCACCAGUCUCAUGCUCCAGGAAAUUAAACCCAGACGCCUAGGAAACGCCCCAUUUCUUGGGGCUCCACAUGUCCUGAGAUAUCUAGGAACUGCCUUUGCCUGUGCCAAAGUUAUUCCAUUAAAACUUUACUGCUA